Messenger RNA from Drosophila grimshawi, 1626 nucleotides. RefSeq names its product neuronal acetylcholine receptor subunit alpha-5 (gene nAChRbeta3). Lineage: Eukaryota; Metazoa; Arthropoda; Insecta; Diptera; Drosophilidae. The record is from RefSeq and is a predicted model, not a curated record. Gene Ontology annotation, biological process: monoatomic ion transmembrane transport; chemical synaptic transmission; regulation of membrane potential. The transcript is spliced from 4 exons. Gene Ontology annotation, cellular component: neuron projection; synapse; postsynaptic membrane. Bases 199 to 1527 code for a protein of 442 amino acids. Gene Ontology annotation, molecular function: transmembrane signaling receptor activity; acetylcholine-gated monoatomic cation-selective channel activity.
CGCUCGCCACACAACUGCCGUUUACAUUAUCACAGCCUGCAGCCAUGUGCGAAACCCCUUUUCUGGCUCUCGAGCCGCAGUCGAUGCUCACUCAACAUUCAGAUUUCGAUGGGCGCACAUUAAAUUAGAAUAAGUGUAUUUUUAUAUGUUUUCGAAAAACUGACUAAAUAUAUGCCACUGUGAACUUGAGAAACAACAAUGUCGUACGCGAUAAAAGCAUUGAUUUCCGGUCGUGGGCUGCCGUUCUUGCUGGUGGGCCUGCUACUCAUUUCCGUGCCAAGCACCAUUUCUAAACCUGACGAAGCAGAUGGAAAUGAUCGGAAGGUGGCCAAUGUCAGCACACUGGAUCGGCUUCAUUUGAAUCUAUUCAUGAACUAUGACACCAACGCCCAGCCCACUGUGCAGGGCAAGCCAACGAACAUAAAUCUGGGUCUCUCGGUGAACUAUUUAGAUAUCGAUGAGCUAAACAGCAAAAUUACGCUGCAUUGCUGGCUGAGCGCCAGCUGGAUGGAUGAGCUUCGAUCGUGGAACCCACUCGACUACGACAACAUUACCAAGGUGCAUGUGCCUGCGUCCCAGCUAUGGAAGCCAGAGAUAACACUCUUCAAUGCUGCCGCCGAUGAUAAUAAUUAUCUGGCGGAAACUCAAGUGAUAAUCUCCCAUGAUGGCAAGCUCCUGUGGGUACCUACUGCUGUUUACACCGCCUACUGUAAUCUCAACAUGCUCAACUGGCCCUACGAUGUACAGACGUGCAAGCUGAAAAUUGGCACCUGGUCUCAGAGCCACAUUGAGGCGGCUUACGAUAAGCGCAGGCCGGCGCUCGACUAUGAUGAGAUGGUCCAAUCCACCGAGUGGGAUAUUGUCAGCGGAAAGACGAAGUUUGUACGUCAGGACCAUUACAAUUAUGUGGAGUUUACGUUUAAGGCUGAGCGACGCUCCUCGAUGUACACUGCGGUCAUCUAUACGCCCGCCUCUUGCAUUGUGAUCUUGGCACUGUCCACUUUUUGGUUGCCUCCGCAGAUGGGCGAGAAGAUACUACUCAAUGGCAUACUUAUCGUAUUGAUUGCCGCCUUCCUUAUGUACUUUGCCCAACUGCUGCCGGUGCUGGCAGGAAAUACACCACUUGUGGUGAUAUUCUAUAGCUCCAGCCUCCUAAUCCUGAGCAUAUCUACCAUUAUUGAAGUGGUGGUACUCUAUCUGGCUACGGCUCAGCACAAGCGUCGUUUACCGGACUGUUUGAAGCGAUUGUUGCACGGCAAGCUGGGCACCUGGCUGCUCCUCUCGCACUUCACCAGCGAGGCGGAGACGCAGUCGAGACAGGGCAAUGGCAUUGUCAAGGAGCUGGACGACCAACUGUACGAUGGUCCAGAUGAUUUGACCAAUCCGCUGGACAUCAAUCCCAGUGAAGAGCCCUCGGCACGUGCUCUGCAGUUCGAUUGGAUGCUGCUGGCCACCGCCGUCGAUCGGAUUUGUUUCAUUACCUUCAGCGUGGUCUUCAUAGUGCUGUCCAUUGUCUAUGCCAUCUAGGAUUACAUAUAUAUGUAUAUAUCUCAACUGCUCAUCCAUUUGUUCGGGCUGUAAUACUACUUGUGUGUACUUUAUAGAUAACUUGUAUUUCUAUUGCAA